AUGUGUGAUGAAUGGGUUGCUGUUUGUGAGCAAUUCGAUCAGAAUCACACCGAACGCCCACCAAUCAACGGAUCUUGUGUAUCCUCUUCUUUCAUGGAUUUCUGGGGCCAUGUGGGACAAAGAUCCACAAACAGUACGAGUGGUUGUUCCAGGUCCCAUUCCCCGUUUGGCGAGACCGAAAUCACAGAUUUUAACAUGUCCUUUGAGACUGAGGAGCAUGUUAGCUUUUUUCAAGUCUCGGUGGGAGAUGUCUUUGGAGUGGAUGUACUCAAUGCCCAGGAAAAGCUGAGCCAUGUAGAACUCUACAUGUUCCGGUCUCAGCGUGACCUUUUUGGUGAAGGUACUGAAGUUAUCUUCACUCACAAAAUCCAUAAUGAAGUAGAUGCGCUUCUCGGUGUGGAAGGUGGCGAGCAGCUUCACAACAUGAAUGCUAUCCAGCUCUUUCAUGAUCUGCUGCUCGUGAAGAAUGAAUUGCACAUCUUUUUCGCUUCUGAUUCUGACUUUUUCCUGCACUUUCAUGGCAACGUGGGACUUUGUUUGGGAACAUUGAGCAAGGUAGACCUGUACAAUAAAAAUACAUUCGUCCGUGUUGUGAUCUAA
This is a messenger RNA of Caenorhabditis remanei, 600 nucleotides long. RefSeq lists its product as uncharacterized. The record is from RefSeq and is a predicted model, not a curated record. The coding region runs from base 1 to 600 and encodes 199 amino acids. The transcript has a single exon. Lineage: Eukaryota; Metazoa; Nematoda; Chromadorea; Rhabditida; Rhabditidae.